GGCGAUUCAUAAACAAAGCGAUCAAGUGGAGACUCCGCGGUCAAAUAGACCGGUUUAAAUAUUUAGCUUUUGGACUUGUAUGAAAAGUAUGUGAUUAGGUGAUAGAGUAUCAGCCUUAAACGAUUAUCAGGGCACAAAAUGCCACCGAAUGUUGAAUUGGAAGAUUGGCGAGUUUCGGGCAUAUCUCGAACAUAUCCCAGCUAUCGAAAACAGUGGCCCGUCAGCGAUGAAAGUUGGCUGGAAGGCAAACACAAAGACGACGAAGCCGAGGGCUUAUGGCGUAUCAGAGAUAAACUUUACGACUUGACGGACUUUGCCCAGCGGCAUCCGGGCGGCGCCUUCUGGAUCGAGUGCACCAAGGGCACCGAUAUAACCGAACCGUUCGAGUCCCAUCACAUCGAGGAGCAUGCAGCUCGUUUACUCGGCAAAUUCGAGGUGCGAGAUGCGAAAAAGCCAAGAAAUUACAAGUUUGCUCUCGAGGAGAAUGGCUUCUACUUGACCCUUAAAAGACGCGUGAGGGAGAAGUUGCGAAAAAUUAAAUAUCAACCCACGCGAAAGACGGAUCUUCUCCACACGGGCAUACUGAUCUCAGUGCUGCUCUUCAGCUGGACAAGCACCGUUGCCGACUCUUUGAUAUUGAGGGCAUUUGCGGGCCUGGCCCUUAGUUGGCUGGUGAUCUCUGCCCACAAUUAUUUCCAUCAGCGCGAUAAUUGGCGCAUGUAUAGCUUCAAUUUAUUGCUAUUGAACUUUGCCAAUUGGCGCAUAUCGCAUGCUCUAUCCCAUCAUGUUUAUCCGAAUUCGUUGCACGAUCUCGAGAUGACGAUGUUUGAGCCCUUUGUCUGCUGGGUGCCAAGCAAACACUACGCAAGCAAACCACAGCGAGUGAUUUCCUUACUGACGUCACCGAUCAUCUACACGGUCUUGAGUGUGGUGCAGUUUACGCAACGCCUCGUCUACUCGCUAGUCAAACGGAAUGUUAUGUACUGGCACGAUAUUUUGGGCUUCAGUUUACCCCUUUUCCUAUAUCUGUCUACAAAUGUGGGUUUCUCGGCUGCAAUCACAAGCUGGAUAAUCAUAUUGGGUAUAGCUAGUUUUAUUUUUGGUUUCAUUGGUGUGACGGCAGCUCAUCAUGAUCCACGGAUUUAUCAUGAUGGCGAUGCGCCGCGAGCUGAUCGAGAUUGGGGCCUCUUCCAGUUGGAUACGAUCAUCGAUCGUGGCGAUCUUAAGUGGUCCGAUCUGUUGGUGCUUACUCACUUUGGUGAGCAUGCACUGCAUCAUAUGUUUCCCACACUGGAUCAUGGUGUGCUCAAGCAGCUAUACCCAGAGUUGCAACAGACUCUGGCCGAGUUCAAGUGUGAACUCCGUGAGAUUAAUCAUUGGGGUCACAUCAAGGGGCAAAAUCAGCAAUUGCUGCGUACGAAACCAAAUCCAAUUCCACAAGGCAGCAAGAAGUUUGAGUAGUUUAUUUGGUGAUCUUAUUGUUUGUAGGGGUUAAUAAUGUACGACAUAUACACUAUAUGGUGGUGUGUAAGCAAUAAAUAAAAUUCAAAACAA
Molecule: messenger RNA, 1554 nt
Organism: Drosophila grimshawi
Lineage: Eukaryota; Metazoa; Arthropoda; Insecta; Diptera; Drosophilidae
Product: cytochrome b5-related protein
Exons: 4
Coding region: 139-1461 (440 amino acids)
Biological process (GO): lipid metabolic process
Cellular component (GO): mitochondrion
Source: RefSeq, a predicted model, not a curated record